This is a messenger RNA of Polyodon spathula (Mississippi paddlefish), 5993 nucleotides long. RefSeq names its product mitogen-activated protein kinase 10. The record is from RefSeq and is a predicted model, not a curated record. Gene Ontology annotation, cellular component: nucleus; cytoplasm. Bases 373 to 1680 code for a protein of 435 amino acids. The transcript has 14 exons. Gene Ontology annotation, biological process: JNK cascade; protein phosphorylation. Gene Ontology annotation, molecular function: JUN kinase activity; ATP binding. NCBI's taxonomy places the organism in Eukaryota, Metazoa, Chordata, Actinopteri, Acipenseriformes, Polyodontidae.
GUUCCACAAUGGUACAGCCAGCAUCUUGCUGCACAAUGGUUGCAAGACUGUGAAGGGGAGUGAUUCAGCAAGUAAAAUAUCUUGAUUUGUUUUCUGUCUUUCUCUGGAGCCUUUAUUUGUUUUAAUUGAUCCGUAUUGUGAUAUUUAUGUUUUUGCCACUCUCACGUCAGAAUGUUUUGAAAAGGACAGUCGCUGGACCAGGAUUGUCGUCAGCUGGCACGGAAUGGUAUUUAUGAGCCGUCAUUUCUUGUAUUACUUCAGUGAACCUAUCCUGGAUGUGAAGAUUGCCUUUUGUCAGGUGUGUGUUCCAUACAGGUAAACAAGGGAUUUGGUAAACAAGUGGAUGUUUCAUACAUCGCCAAACAUUACAACAUGAGCAAAAGCAAAGUGGACAACCAGUUCUACAGCGUGGAAGUGGGAGACUCUACCUUCACAGUUCUCAAACGGUACCAGAACCUCAAGCCCAUUGGUUCCGGGGCUCAGGGGAUAGUUUGUGCUGGAUAUGAUGCUGUCCUUGAUAGAAAUGUGGCCAUUAAAAAGCUCAGUAGACCAUUUCAGAACCAAACCCACGCCAAACGGGCUUAUAGGGAACUUGUGCUCAUGAAAUGUGUCAACCAUAAAAAUAUAAUCAGCUUAUUAAAUGUUUUUACAUCACAGAAAUCCUUAGAAGAGUUCCAGGAUGUUUACCUGGUAAUGGAGCUAAUGGAUGCCAACCUUUGCCAAGUGAUUCAGAUGGAGCUUGACCAUGAGAGGAUGUCCUACUUACUCUACCAGAUGCUGUGUGGCAUCAAACACCUUCACUCAGCAGGCAUUAUCCACAGGGACCUGAAACCAAGCAAUAUUGUGGUGAAGUCAGAUUGUACGCUUAAAAUCCUUGACUUUGGACUGGCAAGAACUGCAGGCACAAGCUUCAUGAUGACUCCAUAUGUGGUGACUCGCUAUUACAGGGCACCUGAAGUCAUUCUGGGAAUGGGAUACAAAGAAAAUGUUGAUAUAUGGUCUGUUGGGUGCAUUAUGGGAGAAAUGGUUCGGCACAAAAUCCUCUUUCCAGGAAGGGACUACAUUGACCAGUGGAACAAGGUCAUUGAACAGCUGGGCACUCCGCUUCCAGAGUUCAUGAAGAAACUGCAGCCGACAGUGCGCAACUAUGUGGAGAAUAGACCCAAGUACGCUGGACUCGCGUUCCCUAAGCUAUUCCCAGACUGCCUCUUCCCGGCAGACUCUGAACACAAUAAACUGAAAGCCAGCCAGGCCAGAGACCUUUUGUCAAAGAUGCUUAUUAUUGAUCCUGCUAAACGGAUAUCAGUUGAUGAAGCCUUACAGCACCCUUACAUUAAUGUCUGGUAUGAUCCAGCUGAGGUGGAGGCGGACGGAGAUCUCGUCAAAAUAUCCGUGCCUCCUCCGGAGAUCUAUGAUAAGCAACUUGAUGAAAGAGAACAUACCAUCGAUGAAUGGAAAGAACUAAUCUACAAAGAAGUAAUGAACUUCGAGGAGAAAACUAAAAAUGGUGUUGUGAAGGGACAGCCAUCUCCUUCAGGUGCAGCCGUGAACAGCAGUGAAAGCCUCCCUCCGUCCUCUUCUGUCAACGACAUCUCCUCCAUGUCCACUGACCAGACCCUGGCGUCUGACACUGACAGCAGCCUGGAAACUUCUGCAGGACCCCUCGGUUGUUGCAGGUGACUAGCCGCCUGCCUGCGUAACCCAAUGUUCUUCAGAAGGUGAAAUGCUACAAUAAGAAAAAAUAAAUCGGCCUUCGUCUUCAUUAUGAAAUUACGACUGAAAAUUACUUCAAGCUGAAAUUGCUUUGCUUAUAUCUUCCUUCAUAUGGCAUAAAAAAGCUUAGGCAGGCAUCUUUCUGUAAAGUGUAAGUUAUUGGCUGAUUCUUGAUACCCUGCAAGCUGCUCCACUAAUACUGAUAUGACAAGGUGAGCAGUAUCUUUUUAGUGAUUCUUAAAACAUCUCUACCGAUGCUACCGGACCAUGUAUUUUAUUUAAAUUGCACGUGUGACUGCAACCAAUAAUGAACUGACCCUACAAGGAUUGACAGAUUCAUGUAAGUGAUUAGGGUGGGGAAGCCUUAUCCAGAAUCCCUAUGUAUAUAUGUAAUUCUGUACAGCUGAUAGGUAGAGAAUCUGUGGGUCUAUUGGCCAGUAAAGUAAAUAACGCACACCUUGCCAUAUCAUGGCUUCAGCCUUAGUUGCUCUUGCCUGUAGUUCUGCAUGAUCAAAGAGUUAAUUCUAUGAUAAAUGAACAAUACAGAUUAUGUUCAUAACCCUAAUGAGAAUGACCUGGUCGAGAACACCAGCGUUGCACCUGAGCUGCAGAGGCCAAAGCUGAAUUACUGUCAUAUAAAGAGCUCAACCUUAUUUUCCUAGUACCAUCACUGUCACACCAUUUUGCAUGUCAUGAGGUACCUUCUUAUAAUUGGAGAUCGAGAAACGAGCAACUGUGGCCUUACAUUAGAAGUGGUGAGAAUACAGAGCCUUAUAAUGAAAGCAGAGUUAAUAUAUUUAUCUCAUUACAGUUUGAGUCUGGCUGUGCAAUGCUGCUGAUGCUGGAAAAUGCAGACUGGUGUCCUUUUCAUGCAUACUUUCACUGAUAGCUCAUUAUCCUGGAACGGGAAAUGAAAAAUACAGCCAAUUGCCUAAAAACAUCAAACUGGAAUGCAUGAACUCUUUUUACAGUGAUCUCAAAUUUGGCAAGUGCCUUUAAAUAUAGAAUUAUUUCCAACCCAGUGGAAGAGGAAAAGUUUAAACAAACCCAACUCCCACACAUUAAAAACAUUGAUUAAUCAGCAAAGUGCAAUUGCUUCAAAGAGCUUUAAUCUGCUGUUUUUCUCAUAAUUGUCCUUUGUAAGCACUGCACCCCUGUUCACGGAGGCAGUCCCUGCUGGGAGAGGCCGAGACUCAGUGCAGCCGCUUGGUUUUACUUAGCCAGUACCUGCCAGUUCUCAGUCACAGGACAAGACUUGGUUCAGUGAUGCAGAGGCUCGAGGUUUUUCCCUGUCCUUGUAGGAACUGCUCCCUGCAGGUGUAGUUAAGUGGCCCCUCUCCUCCCUGCACUGCCAAACAAACCUAACCCACACUGCUGGGGUGUGACCGCUUGACUUUCGAUCAUGUAACUUUCAGAAGCCAUCCCAGAUUCCUAGGUUAUUCAUUGCAUAAUCUACAACAUUAUUCAAGAACAAUAGAAGUAGAUGCUUGGCAGUUAUGUUAACAUAUUAAAGCUAAAUAUUAAUUGUUUUAAAUAUUACAAUUAAAUAUACACUAGUCAAAAAAAAUUGUUUGGGGUUGUAAUGAAACAAUCGUUGGGACCGAUUUUGACAAGCUUGGGAACUGGAUAACUGCUGUGUAAUGUAGCUAAAAUAUUUUUUAUUAGUGUAUGUGGCAGACAGGUUGACAAUGCUGUUGAACUCUUACAGAUCAAAAAACUAAAUUAGGGGUUGAGAAAUUCAGAAUCAGUCAAAUCAGACAGGGGUUAAUGCUUGGUUUAUUGAUUAAUUUUUUGAAGAUACAUUGAGGUUACAUUUUUUUAAUGUACUGUUUUGCAUGAUUGUUGUUUCUGUUCAAAUGAACAAGACUAUUUAAUGUCUGACAUGCAUAAGGUCUUAUUUACCUUUCUUAUGAUGGCAUGAAUUAUUUGAAAAUCACAUCCAUCCUGAGGUGUAAAGCUUAAUAUUGAGUAUAUAUCGGUAUAUCAAUAUGGUAUAUAAAUAUCUAUUAUAUAUCUAUUGGUACAUUGGAAUUAGACAUUCAAGUAUGAGUAUUUCAUCAAAAUGCAGCAGACCUCUCCACUUAAGUGUAUGUCUAUUGCAAGCAUAGUGAAGUUCAUUUUCCAGAUCAGUAGUAAUGUGUGCACUGCAGCAGCAUGUUUUGUAAAUUAAUCACAGUCAUUUCUAAUUGUUUUAACUGAGGUCAAGCUGAAAGUUCAUAUAUUGGUUGGAUGAAUCUGAAUUUCAAAAGAUACUCAAAGUAAGAUAGUAAAGAUGAUGCAACUACGUUGUCCAUUGUAAGUCAGUUCAAAAGUCUUGUUCCACAGAACAUCAGAUCCACCGUUCCUGUCAGCACCUGCUUUUAGCUAGUGUGUGUAGUUAUGCUGCAUAGAUGCAUUUCUUGCCCAGAGACACAGACUUCCAAUUUAAACUGAAAAUUGAAGUCUGUCAUUAGUAAAACAUCACACAAUAAUCUCCUGUUGCUCUUUGGAAUAAGACACCACUGUGUGCAGUUCAGCUGGUAAUAAGGAUAAAGGUAUUGGUAACAUACCCCAGCUCUACAUGUUGUAUACAUUGUUUGUAAUGCCUGCUUACCAUUUCACUGAGAAAUGCUCACUGGGUUUCAACACUCAGGUGUUAGAGUUGAGUGUUUCUCCAUCAACUGAAAGGGUAUUUUUUGUAGAGUUUAACACUGUAUGCACUCCAGGGAUCACCAUACUUUGAAACCUAGCAAUCAAUUUUGCAUGCACAGUAUUCCCAAGUCAUGAUUGUAGAUAGUACUUCCCUAGUUACUGAAUAUACUGGCCCUAUAUAUGCAUUUCAAUAAUAUGUACCUUCUUAUACCCUUUGCCAAACAAAACUAAUAUAAAGAUAUACAUUAUGUCAAUGUAUGAUUUGUAGGAAACAAGAACAUAUAAAGGGUCACUCAGAAGUUUAUGGAGCUGUCAGGCCAUUUCGUUUGGAUGGAAAGGGAUUUUAAACUGUUGUGUUUAUUCCAAGGUGCUGCGUUUUGUACCUGUUAAUCAUUCAGGACUGAUCAUAUCUCAGACCCCUAAAGUCAUUAAACCAAACUGUAAACUAUAUUACAGAUGGACAUGUUGGUACGAAUGUCAUUGUUGACUAGAUGUGCUGUAAUAAGUUUUGUAUUGGAACUUUAAAAGUCAAGUUCCUGUUCAUGCUGCCUUAGAAAAUGUCAGAAUCACAUUUUUAUUUUACCUUAUUUUGGAAAUCUACACUAAAACAAAACCUGGAGCAUACAGGGUCCAUAUUUCAUAACAGUAUCACUGCAAGGUUUCAACUUUUUUGAUACAAAAAAAUGCAUUGAAGUUCUUUUUGAAAAUAGUAGGUCCUUUCAGAUCACCUGUAACAAGUAUAAUACUCUAGGUAUGCUUGGGGCUGGGGUUAUCAUAGGCGCCCCAUCCAUAUUACUUCAAAACUCAUCAGCUGAAGCAAUCCUACCUGUCAAACAGAAACAGCAUUUCUACCUUGGUGCAAGAGAUUUCCAUUGAUAAUAUGAUUGCUUUCAUUGUUUGUUUUUUUUUACCUAAACCCCUUUUGAAAGUUCUGUCUCACUACAGACUUUUUAAAACAAAACCAAGCUUACCUAUUCAUACAAACAUACAUAAAAUAUUACACCUCAUUGCAGAUUAUUAUGUUUGAUGAGUCCAUUAGAGAAAAAAGAUUUGUCAGGAAUGACCGAGUACUACUGCUUGCAUAAUUGUAUGAUGUAUAUUAUAAAAAUCAUGUUUUCUCGUAAGUUUACUACCUGUCCUGUUUUAAAUUUAAACUAAAAGUUUUUUUUUAAUUCAACACAUUUCAUGUUAAGGGGCUGUAUGUUUAGUAAUCAGCCAUCAAUACUGGUAGUGCUAUCAAUGGACUUGUUUUAAAAGUCAGUGGACAUGUUUUUCUCAUUAAAAUACAAUGCAAUAAACAAUUCACUCCAAUAGGGGCAAGGGCAAGGGUGGCUGCUGUUACUAUAGAUACAAUUAAAUGUUUAGAAAUUUGUGUCAUGUCUAAUUCAAAAGACAAAUACAAAAUCAGGUGGUGUUUCUUUUUUUCUCUCUACUGUUUGUGAACCAUUUUGUUAAGAUGUAAGAUUGAAUUUCUGUAUCAGGUUCCUACAGCAGUGCUUUGUAAGUAUGCCUGUUUUUCAAUCUCCAGCUUCAGGAUAGGUCUGAAUUAAAAUAAUAAUAAUAAUAAUAAUAAUAAUAAUAAUAAUAAUAAUAAUAAUAAUAAUAAUAAUAAUAAUAAUAAUAACAACUGAUCAGGCACUCAACAUUUU